AUGUUCGCCAACCGCAAGUUCUCCAUCAACCGCCACACCGGCGUCCCCAAGCCCGUCGCCGGUGCUCACGGCGCCCGGAGGUUCAGCGUUGGAGAGCCCUCCCAAAGCGAAACGCAGUCGCGCACCCAUAGGCAGUUUCGCCAGGAUGGCCACAUGCCCCAUGCCGGUCUCGAUGCGAGCCGCGCCUCGACCGGCGUCGUCUGGUGCACCGAGCGCGCCUCUGAGUAUGGCUAUCUCGAGGAGCCCGAAGAGUGGGCCAACCUCGGUCAGGGCGCUCCCGAGGUCGAGGACGACAUUACCGGCUGCUUCGAGCGGCCCCAAAUGAUCGACAUCUCCGUCGCUGGCCGUGAAUAUGGCCCCACCGCCGGCAUCCGGCCCUUGCGUGAGGCCGUCGCCAACCUCUACAAUGACAUGCACCGCAAGGGCAAGGAGAGCCAAUACACCUGGGAGAACGUUGCCAUCGUCCCUGGCGGUCGCGCUGGCCUCAUCCGUAUCGCCGCUGUUCUAGGAUCUUCGUAUCUCUCCUUCUUCCUGCCUGACUACACUGCCUACAACGAGAUGUUGUCCCUCUUCAAGAACUUUGCCGCCAUCCCUGUGCCCCUGUCCGAGGAAGACGGUUACCACAUCCACCCCAAUAAGAUUGCUGAGGAGAUUGCUCGCGGCUCCUCUGUCAUUCUGACCUCGAACCCCCGGAAUCCCACUGGUCGUGUCGUCUGCAAUCCCGAGCUUGCCGAGAUUCAGCACCUCUGCCGUGGCCGCGCCACCUUCAUCAGUGAUGAGUUUUACUCUGGUUACAAUUACACCAGUGACUGUGACGGCUCCACGAUCUCUGCUGCCGAGAAUGUCGAGGAUGUCGACGAGGAUGAUGUCCUCAUCAUCGACGGCCUGACGAAGCGCUUCCGUCUGCCCGGCUGGCGUAUCGCGUGGAUCCUUGGACCCAAGGAGUACAUCAAGGCCAUCGGAUCUUGUGGUAGCUACCUCGAUGGAGGUGCUAACCACCCCUUCCAGGAGGCUGCGAUUCCCAUGCUCGAGCCUGAGCUUGUUAAGAGGGAGAUGAUCCAUCUCCAAACGCACUUCCGAGAUAAGCGUGAUUAUGUCGUGAAGCGUCUCCGCGAGAUGGGCUUUAUCAUCAAAUACGUGCCCGACUCGACCUUUUACCUGUGGCUCAACCUCGAGGGUCUGCCCCGACCCAUCGCCGAUGGCCUAAACUUCUUCCAGGCUUGCCUCGAGGAGAAGGUUAUUGUCGUGCCCGGCAUCUUCUUCGACCUCAACCCUUCCAUGCGCCGUGACCUGUUUGACAGCUCGUGCCACCACUUUGUUCGCUUCUCGUACGGACCCAAGAUGGACGUGCUGCGCAAGGGAUGCGACGGUAUCGAGAGGGUCAUCACCAAGUACCGCACAUCCACAAUGGGUAGCGCGAUCGAGGAGUAG
Messenger RNA from Verticillium alfalfae VaMs.102, 1431 nucleotides. RefSeq lists its product as hypothetical. Lineage: Eukaryota; Fungi; Ascomycota; Sordariomycetes; Glomerellales; Plectosphaerellaceae. Bases 1 to 1431 code for a protein of 476 amino acids. The record is from RefSeq and is a predicted model, not a curated record. The transcript has 6 exons. Gene Ontology annotation, biological process: biosynthetic process. Gene Ontology annotation, molecular function: pyridoxal phosphate binding.